AUGCAAUUUCUAAAGAAACGGGUGCAAGGUGCUUGACAGCGUGCACCACCCAUCAAGUCAUCCAUCCACUUAGCACGGCGUCGUUUUCAGACCCCGAAACAUUUAAAUGUUUUUGCCCUUAUUAUUUCCACACCAAUUACUUCUCAAUUCAAACACCAUCUCUUUAAACCAACGUACCUCAUGCAUCAAAAUAUGUACACCAACCUGUAACAACCAACUUUCGCUCUGGAAACCUCUCACAUUAUUUUAUUUCGUUUUCGUGCGUGUUAUACAGACGGUGACGACAAGUCAAGGACAAAUUCGCCGGUGAAUGGUGGCGCCGUGUGUUUCCUACCACAAAUCUUAAAAUAUUAUUAUCAUCAUCAUCAUUCAAUAAUUUCAAAUCGACUAUUAGAUCUGUAAAUCUGUUCAUCUGAUUCAAUUUUAUCUCACUGUUCGUAUCACAGAUCGAUUGAGAUCAAUAAUGGCUUCAUCUGCGGAUCUUUGGGUGAGGGAAUAUAACGAAGCCUCUAAACUAUCCGAUGACAUCAGCAACAUGAUAUCGGCAAGGAGUUCGUACGGCUCAGGGCCUGAAGCACAGCGCCAUUCGUCUGCUAUACGCAGAAAAAUUACCAUAUUAGGAACCAGACUUGAUAGCUUACAGUCUCUUCUUACAAAGCUUCCUGCUAAACAGCCAUUAACAGAGAAAGAGAUGAAUCGACGUAGAGAUAUGCUAACAAACAUGAGAACAAAAGUUACACAGAUGGCCUCUACGUUGAACAUGUCAAACUUUGCUAACAGGGACAGUUUACUCGGGCCAGAUACUAAGCCAGCUGAUGUAGUUAGCAGGACAGCUGGUUUGGACAACUCUGGCAUUGUUGGUCUUCAAAGACAAGUUAUGAGAGAGCAAGACGAAGGCCUAGAAAAACUGGAGGAGACAGUGCUAAGUACCAAACAUAUUGCAUUGGCGGUCAAUGAGGAACUUGAUUUGCACACUAGGCUCAUUGAUGACCUUGACGAACAUGUGGAUGUCACAAAUUCCCGACUCAAGGUUCUUAAGGGAUAUGGCAACUAUGUAGCACGGGGACUCCAUUUAUGUGGCCGUACCCGUAUCGGGUACUUGUCGGGGACGGAAAGACCAUGGGUACUCGUCAGGGACAUUUCCUAAACGUCUCCAAUGACGGGAACGUAUCUGAGAGUGCAAAAGAAUCUGGCGAUUCUGAAUAAACGCGCCAGGGGUGGCUGCUCGUGCUUAUGCAUGUUGAUAUCUGUUGUUGGGAUUGUUGUGCUGGUCGUUGCUAUAUAUAUGAUUCUAAAAUACUUGUGAUAAAGAAACAAAGGUAACAGUUUCUAUAUAUCUAUAUUUCAUGUCUGAGACAAGCUUCUCGACCUGUUUAUCUUUUGUUUCCACUUUUGAUAUCUGUUUGUACCAUAACUCGUGUUUUAAUUAAACAGCCUUUUGCGCAUAUUUACUUG
Helianthus annuus (common sunflower) is the source of this 1455-nucleotide messenger RNA. RefSeq names its product syntaxin-52. NCBI's taxonomy places the organism in Eukaryota, Viridiplantae, Streptophyta, Magnoliopsida, Asterales, Asteraceae. Gene Ontology annotation, biological process: intracellular protein transport; vesicle fusion. The record is from RefSeq and is a predicted model, not a curated record. The transcript has 7 exons. Gene Ontology annotation, cellular component: SNARE complex; endomembrane system. Gene Ontology annotation, molecular function: SNAP receptor activity; SNARE binding. The coding region runs from base 464 to 1147 and encodes 227 amino acids.